GAGGGGCCCGGCGCGGGUUUGAACUCAAAUACGCAAAGCUCACGGAACCUGCAACCCACCUACCCAAACCCCCUCCUUGCCUGGCCCGAUGUGCUGAACACACACGCGUGCAAACACAGAAACCACACAAAACAACAACCUGGACAACAUGUGGAGCUGAUUCCAGUUGUUAAGCACAGACAUAAAAGGUCUGUGGAUAGCCUGGCUUUCUACCAUGCCUGCCCCCCCAACCCUAAACCCCAGCAGACAGAAGCACCUGCCUCACAGACAUCCCCGCCCUGAUCGAAAGGCAAAACGUUGCUCCUUCCCGCCAUCCAUCCGGUCGCUUCCUCACCCCCCCUGUCUCGUCUCAUCUCCGCCCUCGCCGUCCCAAGUCGUCCCCUGCGCCACCUCGGGAGCCUCGAAAAGGACGCUCCCGAGUCGUGUCCCGUUCCCGGCUUUUCACUGGUUGAGCCUGGUCACAUGCUGCCUGCUUCCCUCUCUGAUUGGAGCGGGGGAGACGUGGGGCGUCGUGUCAGCCUGCCCUUUCCAUUGCGUGUGUCGGAACCUCUCCGAAUCGCUCAGCACGCUGUGCGCCGACAAGGGUCUACUGUUUGUUCCUCCGCACGUCGACCGGCGUACUGUCGAGCUGCGACUGGCUGACAAUUUCAUCACAGAAGUGGGAGGAACUGAUUUCGUCAACAUGACUGGACUGGUCGAUCUGACUCUGUCCAGAAACACAAUUCACCUGAUUCGACCGAUGGCCUUUGCUGAUCUGGAGAGUCUGCGCUCCUUGCAUCUCGACGGUAAUCGUUUGACGAUAGUUGGCCCCAGGGACCUGGCAGGGUUGGUCAAUCUCCAACAUCUGAUUGUCAAUAACAAUCAGUUGGUCAAAGUGUCAGUGCAGGCAUUUGACGACUUCUUACUCACGUUAGAGGAUCUCGACAUGUCCUACAACAACCUCCGAAAGGUACCGUGGGAGUCCAUUCAGAACAUGGCCAGUCUCCACACUCUGAACCUGGACCACAACCUCAUAGACCACAUCGCGGAGGGAGUCUUUGGAGAGUUGUAUAAGCUCGCCAGGCUGGAUAUGACCUCCAACCGGCUCAGGACCCUACCGCCUGACCCGCUCUUUGCAAGGUCCCAGACCGGUGCAAUAAGCCCCACCCCUUACAACGCCGUCAUCAGUCUGAAUUUCGGGGGAAAUCCGCUGCAUUGCAACUGUGAACUGCUGUGGCUACGACGGCUUAUCCGCAGUGACGACAUGGAGACCUGCGCUACACCAAUCCACCUGGCUGGAAGGUAUUUCUGGUCGAUUCCCGAGGAGGAGUUUACAUGCGAGCCCCCUCUUAUCACCCGCCACACUCACAAGCUGUGGGUGCUGGAAGGCCAGAGGGCCACCCUCAAGUGCCGCGCCAUCGGAGACCCAGAGCCCGUGGUGCACUGGGUGUCGCCAGACGACCGCAUCAUUGCAAACUCAUCCCGGACCAGCUCCUUCAAUAACGGAACUUUGGAUAUCGCGGUGACGGUGGCCAGGGAUGACGGGCCAUACACGUGCAUCGCGAUAAACGCAGCGGGAGAGGCGACUGCCACUGUAGACCUGAAAAUAAUACCCCUCCCUCACCGGGGCGGAGCGGGUGGAAACGCAGGGAAUACCAACAGGAACGUAACCAAUGGGAUUUUACGAACUGAUCCGGGAUCCUCGGAUAUCAGCACUGGGAAGACGGGCGCAAUCAACAAUGGCGUGGCACGGGGAGGCGACGCGGGGGACGGGAAAAAGGCCGGCGCCGAAGAUGAAGGCGACAGCGGCAGGGCGAACGAAGAGGGCGGGGCCGAGGACGACGACGGCGAGGACGAAGAAGCCAGGAGGAUGGUUGGAGUACAAGGAAUAACGUCCACCUCGGCUCAGGUCCGCUGGGAUUUGGGACGCUUGCCUGGAGCGCACGUUGUGUGGAUGUAUCAGAUACAAUACAACUCCACGGCCGAUGAAACCCUCAUCUACAGGAUCCUGCCGUCCACCAGUGACCGCUUCCUGUUGAAGAACUUGGUCUCCGGAGUGGAUUACAACUUGUGCGUGCUGGCCAUUUUCGAUGACUCCAUCACAGCGCUGGCGGCGACCAAGGUCCUGGGCUGCACCACCUUCUCCACCAAGGACGUUUACCCCGCCUGCAGCUCUCUACAGGCUCACUUCCUGGGAGGAACCCUGACCAUCUUAGUGGGCGGCGUGGUGGUGGUCACCCUCCUCAUGUUCACCGUCGCGCUGAUGGUUCGCCAUCGGGUGUGCGAACAUUCCGACCGGAUCCUGUGUCACGACAGCGGCGAGGAGGCAGGAGUCGGGCUUUGCGGUCAGGGCGGCGGCGUGGCCGCCCGGGAUAAAGGAAGAGACCGCGGUGGGUGCUACCAGUCCAACGGUUCCGGUGACACGAUGAUGGUGGUCUUGCCUAACGGGUUGCCUUCCAAGAGAACAGGGGAGGGCGAAAAGGACAAGGAGCCCGCAGAUUCUGCUUCUUCUUUGCCACCAAAGCUUCCCCCCAAGCCGAGGUCCAAGCCAAAGGUCAACCUGGAGCAGUUUCUCUCGGCCGGGGGUGUGGUGUCCACCAUGGCGGGAGCAGGAGGGGAGAUGGCCUUGGUGGUGCGGCAGAGGAAGCUGGAAAAAGCCCCGCCGUACAGUUUGGAAAGUGAGAGGACUCUGCUCGACUACACCCCCUCCGUCUCAUCCACCCUGCCUCGCCAGUCACGCUUUAGGGAAAGCCCAAAACCCCGUCUGGAGCGAGAACUGACCAACCGUGCCAGCUUCUCUCUGGCAGCGCCCCUGAGAGACUCCGAUAUGCUGGCCUGGAGGAUUACUUCCCCCGGAAGGGACAAAUGGAACUCCUCUCAGGCUUAUCAGAGCCCCAUAGCCCCUCUCGACGCUGCCUGCGGGACAGUCAGCAAGCGGCGCCACUCGCUGGACAUGGGCUCCUCCGUCGCCCUAGCGACCGACGCCGCCGCGACCGUGGCCAAACGCUACGGCGCCGUCAGCUACGCCAAACGGCUGAGCGUGAUCUGGACCAGGCGGAGCCAGUCUCUUCACGGAAUGUUGGUGCAGUGCGCCUCCGCCACGAGCACCGGCUCUUCCGCCGCCAGCGACGAGGGCGACGGCGCCGGGCCCUUCGGGGGGCGGUGCGAGUUUCAACGUGGGUACAUCCAUGCCUACGGCACCCCCGACCCCAAAUCUAACACUGGGACCGCAAUUCCGAGAGGGAGCGCGGGAAAAGACAGGGGGAGGGAGAAAGGGAAGGAUGGAAAGGGCGCCGAAGAGUUGGAGGAAAGCGUCGUGUAGAACGCCGACAGAAGCUAGCGAGACUGCGGAAGAUUGUAUCCUAGGAGGGACAAAAAUUGACUUCAAUAAAGAAAAACAGAGCCUUGAGAGGAAAUAGCUUCGGGGUGUUUAUGGCCUUGAAAUCAACAUUCACACAAAAGUUCGACAUUGACAAACGUGAACAAUGGAAGAGCGAAGACGGCGAGGACGGUCGGAGCUCAGCGCGGAUCCAAGAAAAGCCUCAACACCGACAGAACCGCCCUCAUCCCACACAACAUCGCAAAAGGUUCGCACUGGAUCAAGUACCAUCACAGCUCUGGAUCAACACUACAGCAUGUGUGGGAGGGGUGUGAAAAAAAAAAAUGAUUUGAUGUGGCCGGACUUUGUCAAAUUGUUUUUUUGGGGACUCGGCGAAACAAAGAUUGUGACUUCUACGCGUCCUCCGUGGCUGAACUUUGGCCGGCCACGCCUCCGGAUUACAGGAGCAUAAAUACCGAGCUGUGUGCACUGGCCGUGAUCAAAUCGAUGGGAGGGGGACAUUAUUAAAACCACAAUGAAGUCAAUACGGAUUACAAAAUGGUGGCGGCGUACGACGGGGACGACGCGCGUGCAGGAAGGAUCACGGACCGGAUUGUGUGUCCAUGUGCCUGUGUGUUUGUGUGCACAUAUGUGAGGAGUUUUCCAGUCCGGCGCCUCCGUUCCUGUUACGUGUGGUUUCGCUUUUGUUUGGUUGGGUUUUUUGUUUUUGUUUUUUUAUUAUUACGUUAUUGAAACGCGACAACACUGCACUGAAUUAAUCACUACUUUUGCAGCGAGCAUAUAUAUAUAUAUAUAUCUAUAUUUAUAUAGAUAUAUAUAUAUGUUACUUUAUUAGUGCUACACAUCUAAAUGCAGAGUGAUAGGUGGUGGACAGAAUCGAUGAUAAUGGAAGCCACGUGACCUCAUGACCUUGUUUGGGUUUGAAACUAUUGACAUGGGACGAGAACAAAAAAUAAAUA
Syngnathoides biaculeatus (alligator pipefish) is the source of this 4278-nucleotide messenger RNA. RefSeq names its product leucine-rich repeat and fibronectin type-III domain-containing protein 4-like. The transcript is spliced from 7 exons. The record is from RefSeq and is a predicted model, not a curated record. Gene Ontology annotation, molecular function: protein binding. NCBI's taxonomy places the organism in Eukaryota, Metazoa, Chordata, Actinopteri, Syngnathiformes, Syngnathidae. Bases 215 to 3301 code for a protein of 1028 amino acids.